AUGCUGAGGUUCCAGUCUCUGCCUAGGGCCCUCCUGGUGGGACUUCUGCUCCCCAUGGUGCAGCCUGCCUGCAGCAUGUCAUCCCUGGUUCCAGGCAGCCCACUGUCUGACAGCGAGUACCAGGUCUUCUUUUCUGCCCUGAUGCCCUCCUGGAAGGCAGGUGUCGCCUGCCAGAUCCGACGUACUCAAGGGUGCCAUGACCCUAAAGUCAUCCGGCUGGACCAGUUUGAGAACCAUGGCUGGAUCCCAGAGGGCCCUAUCUGUUCUGACCUCCCAGAUGCCUCGUGGUUUCAAACCUUCUGCCAGUUUGCACAUUAUCGCUGCUCCAACCGCAAGUACUACACCAAGCGGAUCCUGUGUCCUGAUAUGGCUCCCCCCAAAGAACCUCGUGCCCAAGGAGAGGUGUCUGAUACCAUGGGCUCCUGGGCAAAAAGCAACUGGUCUUCCCGUGCUGGGUCCACUAGCGAAGCAGCGCUGGGUCAGGCAGACCCCAGACCCAUGAGUCAGACUACCCUGCUGCAUCCUGACAUCCGCCUUCACGCCAGUGUCAACACUAUUCUGAAAUAUGCCUAUGCUGUCUCGGGCCAGGAACCAGUGAUCAGGAGGCACAUCCCAGGUGUGCUGACCCAGAGAAGUCUCAAGCCUGGAGGGGACCCAGAGCUGGCAGGCCCCCUGAAAGUCCAGCCAGUCACAGCCACCCCUGAAACUUCCCCGUCAGCCAUAAGACCCAGUAUCAAGACUGGAAGGGCAACAGAGCAGCACAUGCAGAAGAGCAUCCAGCAGCUGAUCAACUCAGCUCUCUCCUUGGAGGGCUCUCCGGAGAUGGAGACCACUCAGGUGCCCCUAGGCACUGCACCAGAUUGGAAGGGCUCAUUCAGCAGUGCCCAGGAAGGGAUCCCAGAUGCAAGCAGCAGUGGCAGCCUCUUAGCUCUGGAGAGGGAUGAGGCUCUGGUGAUUCUCUGCUAUGCAAUGCUGGAGGGGAUCUGCCUAUCAUCAGCCAUUACCCAGGCUUGGAAGCGAAUGGAGGCAAGAACCCUUGGAUUUGGGGAUUCGGUGUGCGAUAGUCUUGGAAGGCACCACAUGGAUCUAUGCCCUGACUGUGCCUUCUGCUCACUGAAGAGGGAGCAGUGCCAUGGGGUGUCAGAUCUGAGACGUGUUCACUGCAAUGUUGGCACCUUCACUACCUACAUCAACCCUGAGAUCUCUGCCCAGUAUCAGGCUGUGGGCAAUAAGGUUGGUUCCCUGGAGGCAAUGGGGUAUUAUGGGAUGGAGGUGUACGGAGGGCUGCGUGCAGAUUAUUGGUGUGGCCGCCUGGCCACGCAUGGCUGUGAUGACCCCCGCGUGAUCCUUUGGCUGCAAGUGGAAUAUGCUUUCUUCCAAGGAGGAGACUUCCCAAACAAAAUCUGUGACUCAGAUAGAGUUCAGCACCCUAAUUACUGUGCAUUCAAGAGUCACCAGUGCCUACAGCGCAGCCUCAGCAGCCAGAAGGUGCUUCGUCAUGGUUGCCGCAGGAACGAGACAUACCAAGUGCUGAGUGAAGAGAAAGGCGAGGAGGAGGUGCUGCUCUGGAGCCAGAAAUUCUUCAGCUUGACUGAGGGAUGAGUGGAGGAGAGAGGACAGAGGGAGACCCCAGGGAUGAAGGAAAAAGGGGGCAUAGGGCACUGAAUGGACCCUGUGGAGGCAGAGAGUGAGGAGAAACUUGAUAGGACCUGAAGCAACUUUUCCCAACCUCUGUCUGUCUCUCUGUCCCCAGGGAUAACGUCUGGUGCCCACCCCUGCUUUCAUGCAAGUGCCACAGCCUC
Terrapene triunguis (Three-toed box turtle) is the source of this 1802-nucleotide messenger RNA. It is a transcript of the gene ACRBP, whose product is annotated as acrosin binding protein. The transcript is spliced from 10 exons. Gene Ontology annotation, cellular component: acrosomal vesicle; nucleus. The record is from RefSeq and is a predicted model, not a curated record. NCBI's taxonomy places the organism in Eukaryota, Metazoa, Chordata, Testudines, Emydidae. The coding region runs from base 1 to 1602 and encodes 533 amino acids.